UCCAAAUCAAACAACCCCCCCCUCCCCACCCGCCCCCAUAACAAGAAGUAUAUGGUUGAGGGGCUUCAUGCUUAUAUAUUCGGGCCCGCCCCGAAGUUGGGAAGUCAAACAUAAUUUCAACAGUAAUUAUGUCAAAAUCUGGAACAUUUGAUUUGGCUUAUGGGGUUGGUGGCAAGAUUGAGAAGAAGCAAGUACUUUCAGCUGUUCAAAAGUACAAAAAAUAUCAUGCAUGUGAUGGAGAAGCAGAGGAAGAAAGGAAAGCUAACUACAUUGAUAUGGUUAACAAAUAUUAUGAUCUAGCAACAAGCUUUUAUGAGUAUGGUUGGGGUGAAUCUUUCCAUUUUGCUCCAAGAUGGAAAGAAGAAUCACUUCGAGAAAGUAUCAAACGGCACGAGCACUUUCUUGCUUUGCAAUUAGGGGUAAAGCAAGGACAAAAGGUUUUAGAUGUUGGAUGUGGAAUUGGUGGCCCCUUAAGAGAAAUUGCCAGAUUUAGUGGUACAUAUGUUACUGGAAUCAACAACAAUGAAUAUCAAGUAACACGAGGAAAAGAACUAAACCGUAUUGCAGGAGUUGACAACACCUGCAAUUAUGUGAAGGCCGACUUCAUGAGUAUGCCAUUUGCUGACAACAGUUUUGAUGGAAUUUUUGCCAUAGAAGCUACAUGUCAUGCCCCAAAUGUGUUUGAUUGCUACAAGGAAAUAUUCAGAGUGUUGAAGCCUGGCCAAUAUUUUGCUAAUUAUGAGUGGUGUAUCACUGAUCUCUUUGAUCCUAAUAAUUCAAAUCACCAGAGAAUCAAGCGUGAGGUGGAGCUUGGUAAUGGACUUCCUGAUAUCAGAUCAAUGGGACAGUGCAUUGAAGCUCUGAAACAUGCGGGUUUUGAGAUUAUUCGGGACAAGGAUAUUGCUAUCGACUCUCCUCUCCCUUGGUAUUUGCCUCUGGAUAAAAGUCAUUUCUCCUUAAGUAAUGUACGUGUGACAGCAUUUGGACGCUUUUUCACCAGAAACAUGGUCAAAAUAUUAGAGCGAGUCGGCGUCGCCCCUGAGGGAAGCCAAAAGGUUCAAGCUAUCCUGGAGCAAGCGGCAGAUGCACUUGUUGAAGGUGGAAAGGAGGGCAUUUUUACCCCGAUGUAUUUCUUCUUGGCGAGAAAGCCUUCUGCCACUGAUCUAUAAGCUUAAUUCUUCCUCAAUAUGGGUUACAGAUAAUGUCCAGUUAGUUGGUAUGUUCUUUAGUGUCUGGAGACUGGCUAGCUUCUAGAUUUUGCCUUUUCUUUUCUUUUCCGUUUUCCGAGUUGGUUAUCCUUAUUUUUUUGGACGACGAUUUUGGCAAAACAAAGUGAAGAUCGUUAAUGCAUGGUAAACAACCUCAUAAUAACUAGAGUAUGCAGAAAUAUUAUAUACCAAAGACGAUAAAGGUGAUGUUUUCAAUUUGUUUACACGUA
This is a messenger RNA of Lycium barbarum (goji berry), 1438 nucleotides long. Its product is annotated as cycloartenol-C-24-methyltransferase-like. Gene Ontology annotation, molecular function: sterol 24-C-methyltransferase activity. Gene Ontology annotation, cellular component: endoplasmic reticulum. The transcript has 14 exons. NCBI's taxonomy places the organism in Eukaryota, Viridiplantae, Streptophyta, Magnoliopsida, Solanales, Solanaceae. The coding region runs from base 129 to 1169 and encodes 346 amino acids. The record is from RefSeq and is a predicted model, not a curated record. Gene Ontology annotation, biological process: sterol biosynthetic process.